GAGACGAUUCUUUGCAUUUAACCUUUACCUUCAAUAUUCUAUUAAAAUUGAAUGAUAUCAUAUGUUUUGAAGUUUUGAUCUAAUCAUACCCUUCAAAAUGAGAAUUCAAUUAAUUUUUGGGCCACCAAAUCUUGUCGUGUUUCCAAAUGUUUCAUUUCAAGAAUUCUUACCAACUCUAUUAUUUAAAGCUCACCAGCAAGCAAACAAGCAGCUUCAUUAAAGCUCCUAUUACUAAUUAAUUGCAUCUCACAUCACCAUUUCAAGGACGCAUUGUUUUUAAUUAAUGCCGUUCAUACACCAUUUUCGUUUGUAAUUAUUUUCAUAAUGCUCCAUUUUUUGCCACCUUAUCAAUUCGGGAAAAGAUUCGAAUGUUACCCUCAAUGUUUGGCUUAUAGCUCAAAUAAGCCCUUCAAGUAUGCAUUGCAAGCUCAUCAAAUUUUCUGUUCCUCUCCACCAAUACAGCAAUUCAAAAGGAAACAGCUGAGUAUGAUAUUGAAGCCUUACAAAAAACAAAUGAUUUUCUCCGAUAAUGGGAGAAAGAAAGAGAUUUAUAUUGCGUUUCACGUGUUCGAUGAAAUGCCCAUGAGAAAAGUAAAGGCAGCCAGGUCAGAAUUUCAUUAGCCCCGUAAGCAAUAACUGUUUUUAUAGAAUUGUUAGAAGAAUGGGUUAUUUGAGCCGUUUUCAAAAUAUCAAGUAUAUUUUAGCAUCUUUAAAGGGUCUGCUUGGAACCAACGGGGUUGGUCCAAGUGAUAAGCGGCCUGAUAUUUCUCAAGUAAGAUCUCGGGUUCGAGUCUUGUGAAUACAUAAAAUUUCCACGGGCAGACUCACCCACUAUGCACUUGGCACGAAAGUAGUCCAAACAUGGAGGAAUAUUUGAACCCUUUUCCCAUGCUUAAAAUAUAAGCAUAUUUCCGCAUUACAUAGAAAAACUACUCUCUGUCCCGUAUAAGAAGAGACAUAAUUUUUGUUACAUAUAAUUUAAAAAAGUAAUAAUUGGUAUUGUUAUGUGAUACCGACCUAAGAAUAUCCGAACUCCAAGCAUCGCCUAAAAAAUGCUAUGCUCGCCCGUUGACAUCUGAUACCGACCUAAGAAUAUCCGAACUCCAAGUGUCGCCCAUAUCGGUCUUAAUCAGACUCCUCCCGGUCAGCUAUCAAGCUGACCUCAUCCACUUCGUUCUCUUACACCCACUUCCGGGAUAAUCGGGAAACGUGCCCUAACCAUUAUCAAAGAUCGUGGGACAAACCCACGAACUAUCAGAUAACAACCGCCAUAAACUCAUUAUAAAAGGAAGCCACGGAAUGCUGAGAGAGAAGAGUCCAGGCAUGGUUCCAAGAAUCAAUGGUGAUGCUGCAUACUAUCCGUUGCCGAGCGAGAAACCAAAUGACAGUGAUGAAGUUACUGGUUUUGCCAAAGCAGGAUUUCUCAGUCGAAUGUCAUUUUGGUGGCUGAAUCCAUUAAUGAAGAAAGGUAAGCAAAGGUUACUUGAAGAUGAAGAUAUUCCACUUCUGAGUCAACAACACCGAGCAAAUUCCUGCUAUUUGGCCUACGCAAAAGAACUAUCAAGAUUGAAAAAGAACAAAUCAUCUGACGAAUCUCCUUCUAUGUUAUCAGUCAUUUUUUCGUUGCACCGGAAUGAAAUCUUAAUCUCCGGAUUUUUUGCACUAACUAAGGUACUCUGUACAUCUGCUGGUCCUUUGUUCUUAAAAGCAUUCAUUGAUAUUGCAGAAGGCAAACAAGCUUUUGAAUAUGAAAGUUAUGUACUUACAGUUGGACUGUUCUUGGCUAAAUGCUUGGAGUCUCUAUCAGAAAGGCAAUGGUAUUUCCGUACGAGGUUAAUUGGAAACCAAGUUAGGUCUAUGCUUUCUGCAGCUAUUUAUCAGAAGCAACUACGCCUCUCCAAUUCGGCAAAAGUAGCUCAUUCUCCAGGUCAGAUUGUGAAUCUAGUGACUUCUGAUGCUUAUAAGAUUGGCGAGUUUCCGUAUUGGUUUCAUCAAAUAUGGACUACGAGCCUUCAGCUUUGUCUCGCUUUAGUAAUUGUCAUUUACGCUGUUGGGCUCGCUAGUGUUGCUGCUUUAAUUGCUCUUGUUGUGACUGUAAUUGUGAGUUCUCCAAUGGUUAAAUCGCAGAUUAAGAGUCAUACUAAGCUUAUGGCUGCACAGGAUAAAAGGCUGAAGGUGAUCACGGAGGCCCUUGCGAAUAUGAAGGUCUUGAAGCUGUAUGCUUGGGAGAUUCAUUUUAAGAAUGUCAUAGAGAGGUUAAGGGCUGAAGAAUUUCAGUGGAUUUAUGCUGUUUUAUCAAAAAGAGCACACCAGAUGGUUUUGUUUUGGUCAUGUCCUGUUAUAGUACCAGCAAUUACUUUCUGGACUUGUUAUUUCCUCAGAAUUCCACUUUCUGCUGGUAGUGCUUUCACUUUUCUUGCGUGUUUGCGCAUUCUUCAGGAGCCAAUCAGGUUUAUUCCUGAGAUUCUGGCAACUUUCAUUGAAGCAAAGGUUUCGUUAGACAGGAUUGCGAAUUUUCUUGAAGCUCAAGAAUUGCAGAAUAGAAAUAUAAGGCAUAAAAGCAGCAGCAGCAAAUUAGAGCUCAAUCACUCCAUUACUAUCAGGUCUGAUGAAAUUUCAUGGGAGACUGAUUCCACAGGAAGAGCAGCGAUAAGGAACAUAAACCUGAUGGUUCAAGCAGGAGAAAAGGUUGCAAUUUGUGGAGAAGUUGGCUCAGGAAAAUCAACCCUUUUGGCUGCAGUGCUUGGAGAAGUUCCAAACAUCAAUGGAACAGUCUAUGUGAAUGGGAAGAUAGCAUAUGUUUCUCAAGCUGCAUGGAUCCAGACAGGGACUAUACAAGAGAACAUUUUGUUUGGGUCUGUAAUGGAUACAAUUAGAUAUGGUGAUGUUCUUGAGAGGUGUUCACUAGUGAAAGAUCUUGAGAUGCUUCCAUUUGGUGACCUGACUCAGAUCGGAGAAAGAGGUGUUAAUCUAAGUGGUGGACAGAAACAGCGGAUCCAACUUGCUCGUGCGCUGUAUCAGGAUGCAGAUAUUUAUCUUUUAGAUGAUCCUUUCAGUGCAGUGGAUGCUCAUACUGCAACUAGCUUAUUCAAUGAAUAUGUCAUAAGAGCUUUGUCAGGGAAGACAGUGCUACUCGUUACCCACCAAGUCGACUUCCUUCCAGCUUUUAAUUGUAUUUUGCUGAUGUCAGCAGGGGAAAUCAUUAGAGCAGCAAGUUAUGAUGAAUUGCUGGCUUCCAGUCAGGAAUUUCAAGAUCUUGUCAACGCACACAAGAACACAGUUGGCUCCGAGGAGCAAAUUAAUCCUGGAUCAAGCAAAAGAACAGCAACUUGCAAAGAAGAAAUCCAGAAAGUUCGAGUUAAAGAACAGCCUACAGAAGGUGAUCAAUUGAUUAAGCAAGAAGGAAGAGAAUCAGGAAACACUGGAUUUAAGCCUUACAUACAGUAUUUAAGUCAUGAAAAGGGAUUUUUCUACUUCUCUUUGGGAAAUAUACUUCAUGUUAUUUUUAUAUUUGGUCAAGUGGUACAAAACUACUGGUUGGCCGCUAAUAUCCAGAAUUCGGAUGUAAGUAGAGUGCUCCUGUUUUCAGUUUACACUGUUAUUGGCUGUGUUUUGGCAAUCUUUUUGCUCCUCAGGGCCUUUUCAAUAAUUCUAUUAGGCUCCGGCGCAUCCAAAUCUAUAUUUUCCAUAUUGCUGACCUCUCUUUUUCGAGCACCAAUGUCCUUUUAUGACUCAACUCCUCUUGGAAGGAUUCUCAGCCGAGUUUCAUCAGAUUUGGGCAUUAUAGAUACUGAAUUUGGAUAUAAACUGCCAGUUGCAGCCGGCACAACCAUCAACACAUACUUGAAUUUUGCAGUACUGUCUUUUCUUACUUGGCCAGUCUUGUUUGUUAUCAUUCCCAUGGUCUAUCUAAGUAUUAUCCUCCAGAGUUACUAUAUGGCUACUACGAAAGAGUUGAUGAGAAUCAAUGGCACAAGUAAAUCCUCCGUAGCAAGUCAUCUCUCCGAAUCGGCUGCAGGAGUCAUGACGAUCAGAGCAUUUGAGCAGGAAGAUAGAUUCUUCUUGAAGAACAUGGAACUCAUUGACAGGAAUGCAAGUUCAUACUUCCACAAUUUUUCUGCAAGCGAGUGGCUGAUCCAACGUUUGGAAUUGUUAUGUGCAAUUGUUCUUUCAUCCACAACACUAGCCUUAACUUUGCUUAACCUCGGAGCUUCUGCCUCUGGAUUUGUUGGAAUGCAGCUGUCAUAUGGGAUUUCUUUAAAUGUAUUCCUCGUCUACUCAAUCCAAUUUCAGUGUUCGGUAGCUAACCAAAUUAUAUCUAUGGAAAGACUGGAACAGUAUAUGCAUAUUCCUAGUGAAGCUCCUCAAGUUAUUGAAAAUAACCGACCAGAUCCGAAUUGGCCUGCUUUUGGCAAACUGGAAAUAUGCAGUCUGAAGGUUAGAUAUCGGGCGAAUGCUCCACUAGUUCUUCGGGGGAUAACUUGCAGCAUUGAAGGAGGGCAUAAAAUUGGAAUAGUUGGAAGAACUGGAAGUGGAAAGACAACUCUCCUCAGCGCCCUGUUUCGUCUGGUAGAGCCUACGGAAGGGAAAAUAGUAAUAGAUGGCCUUAACAUUUCCACAAUUGGACUUCAUGAUUUAAGAUCUCAUUUUGCGAUUAUCCCUCAAGAUCCUACGCUUUUUGUUGGCUCUGUCAGAUACAACUUGGACCCUUUAUUGCAUUAUACAGAUCAAGAAAUUUGGGAGGUUCUCGAGAAGUGUCACCUUCGAGCUGCCAUUCAAGAAAAAGAAGAGGGUCUCAAUUCUGAAGUUGCACAAGAUGGAUGUAACUGGAGUAUGGGACAGAGGCAACUGUUUUGUCUAGGAAGAGCAUUACUGAAGAAAAGCAAGAUAUUACUUCUUGAUGAAGCAACUGCAUCCAUUGACAAUGCCACCGACUCGAUCAUCCAGAAAACCAUAAGAUCAGAAUUUGCAGAAUGCACUGUAAUUACUGUAGCUCACAGAAUUCCGACAGUCAUGGACUGCACUAAGGUGCUAGCCAUUAGUGAUGGGAAACUGGCGGAGUAUGAUGAGCCAUUGAAGCUGAUGAGCAAGGAAGGGUCACUAUUUGGUCAGCUAGUGAAGGAAUAUUGGUCUCGCACUACAAACUGCAGCAGCCAUUCAGAAGAGUUGCAAUCUAUAUUCUUGAGUUUUAAGUUGCAGAAGAUUACAGGCAUGGAUCCAAGACUUCACGGUGAUGUUGCAUACUAUCCGUUGCCGAGUGAGAAACCAAAUGACAGUGAUGAAGUUACUGGUUUUGCCAGAGCAGGAUUUCUUAGUCGAAUGUCAUUUUGGUGGCUGAAUCCAUUAAUGAAGAAGGGUAAGCAAAAGCUACUUGAAGAUGAAGAUAUUCCACUUCUGAGUCAAGAACACCGAGCAAAAACUUGCUAUUUAGCCUACACAGAAGAAUUAUCAAGAUUGAAAAAGAAAACAUCAUCUGAUGAAUCUCCUUCUAUGUUAUCAGUCAUUUUUUCGUUGCACCGGAAUGAAAUCUUAAUCUCCGGAUUUUUUGCAUUAACCAAGGUACUCUGUACAUCUGCUGGUCCGUUGUUCUUAAAAGCAUUCAUUGAUAUUGCAGAAGGCAAACAAACUUUUGAAUAUGAAAGUUAUGUACUUACAGUUGGAUUGUUCUUGGCUAAAUGCUUGGAAUCUCUAUCAGAAAGGCAAUGGUUUUUCCGUACAAGGUUAAUUGGGAACCAAGUUAGGUCUAUGCUUUCUGCAGCUAUUUAUCAGAAACAAUUACGGCUCUCCAGCUCGGCAAAAAUAGCUCAUUCUCCAGGUCAGAUAGUGAAUUUAGUGACUUCUGAUGCUUAUAAGAUUGGUGAGUUUCCGUUCUGGUUUCAUCAAAUUUGGACCACAGGCACUCAGCUAUGUCUUGCCUUAGUUAUUGUCUAUUACGCUGUGGGGCUCGCUACUGUUUCUGCUUUAAUUGCUCUUAUUCUGACUGCAAUUUUGAGUUCUCCAAUGGUUAAAUCGCAGAUUAAGAGUCAUACCAAGCUUAUGGCUGCACAGGAUAAAAGGCUGAAAGUGAUCGCGGAGGCGCUUGCGAAUAUGAAGGUCUUGAAGCUGUAUGCUUGGGAGAUUCAUUUUAAGAAUGUCAUAGAGAGGUUACGGGCCGAAGAAUUUCGGUGGAUUUAUGCUGUUUUAUCAAAAAGAGCACACCAGAUGGUCUUGUUUUGGUCAUGUCCUGUGUUAGUACCAGCAAUUACUUUCUGGACUUGUUAUUUCCUCAGAAUUCCACUCUCUGCUGGUAGUGCAUUCACUUUUCUUGCUUGUUUGCGCAUUCUUCAGGAACCAAUCAGGUAUAUGCCUGAGGUUCUGGCAACUCUGGUUGAAGCAAAGGUCUCGUUUUAUCGGAUUGUGAAUUUUCUUGAAGCUCAAGAAUUGCAGAACAGAAAUAUAUGGCAUAAGAGCAGCAGUGAAUUAGCGCUCAAUCACACCAUACUUAUAAGAGCUAAUGAAAUUUCAUGGGACACUGAUACAACAGUUAGGUCCACGUUAAGGAACAUAAACCUGCUGGUUCAAGCCGGAGAAAAGGUUGCAAUUUGUGGAGAAGUUGGCUCCGGAAAAUCGACCCUUUUGGCUACGGUGCUCGGAGAAGUUCCAAACAUCAGUGGAACAGUCAAUGUUAAUGGAAAGAUAGCAUAUGUUUCUCAAGCUGCAUGGAUCCAGACUGGGACUAUACAAGAAAACAUUCUGUUUGGGUCUCCAAUGGAUACAAUUAAAUAUGAUGAUGUUCUUGGGAGGUGUUCACUAGUGAAGGAUCUGGAGAUGCUUCCAUUUGGAGACCUGACUCAGAUUGGAGAAAGAGGUGUUAAUCUGAGUGGUGGACAGAAACAGCGGAUACAACUUGCUCGUGCACUGUAUCAGGAUGCAGAUAUUUAUCUCUUGGAUGAUCCCUUCAGUGCAGUAGAUGCUCAUACCGCAACUAGCCUAUUUAAUGAAUAUGUCAUAAGAGCUUUGUCAGGGAAGACAGUGCUGCUCGUUACCCACCAAGUUGACUUCCUUCCAGCUUUUAAUUGUAUUUUGCUGAUGUCAGCAGGGGAAAUCAUAAGAGCAGCAAGUUAUGAUGAAUUGCUGGCUUCUAGUCAGGAAUUCCAAGUUCUUGUCAAUGCACACAAGUACACAGUUGGUUCUGAGGAGAGCAUUCACCCUGACUCAAGCAAAAGAACAGCAAUUUACAAAGAAGAAAUCCAGAAAGAUCGAGUUAAAGAACAGCCUACAGAAGGAGAUCAAUUGAUUAAGCAAGAAGGAAGAGAAACAGGAGACACUGGUUUUAAGCCUUACUUGCAGUAUUUAAGUCAUGAAAAGGGUUUUAUCUACUUCUCCUUGGGAAACAUACUCCAUGGUAUUUUUAUACUUGGUCAAGUGAUACAAAACUAUUGGUUGGCUGCUAACAUCCAGAAUUUGGAUGUCAGCAGAGUGCUCCUGUUUUCGGUUUACACUGUAAUUGGUUGUGUUUUGGCAAUCAUUUUGCUUCUCAAGGCCUUUACCAUGAUUCUAGUAGGCGCCGGCGCAUCAAAAUCUAUCUUUUCCAUAUUGCUGACCUCUCUUUUCCGAGCACCAAUGUCCUUCUAUGACUCAACUCCUCUUGGAAGGAUUCUCAGCCGAGUUUCAUCAGACUUGAGCAUCAUAGAUACAGAACUCCCGUACAAAAUGCCAGUUGCAUCCGGCACAACCAUCAACACAUACUUGAAUUAUGCAGUAUUAGCUUUUCUUACAUGGCCAGUGUUGUUUGUGAUCAUUCCCAUGGUUUAUCUAAGUAUUCUCCUGCAGAGUUACUAUUUGGCCACUACUAAAGAAUUGAUGAGAAUCAAUGGUACAAGUAAGUCCUCCGUAGCAAGCCAUCUCUCUGAGUCGGCUGCAGGAGCCAUGACGAUCAGAGCAUUCGAGCAGGAAGAGAGAUUCUACCUGAAGAACAUGGAACUCAUAGACAGGAAUGCAAGUUCAUACUUCCACAUUUUUUCUGCAAGCGAAUGGCUGAUCCAACAUUUGGAAUUAAUAUGCGCAAUAGUUCUCUCAUCCACAACACUUGCCUUAACUUUGCUUAACUUUGGAGCUUCUGCCUCUGGAUUUGUUGGAAUGCAGCUGUCAUAUGGGCUUUCCUUGAAUGUGUUUCUUAUCUACUCAGUCCAAUUUCAGUGCUUUGUAUCAAACCAUAUUAUAUCUAUGGAAAGGCUGGAACAGUAUAUGCAUAUUCCUAGUGAAGCCCCUGAAGUUAUUGAAAAUAACCGGCCAGACCCCAAUUGGCCUGCUCUUGGAAAAUUGGAAAUAUGCAGUCUGAAGGUUAGAUAUCGGCCAAAUGCUCCGCUAGUUCUACGGGGAAUAACUUGCAGCAUUGAAGGAGGACAUAAAAUUGGAAUAGUCGGAAGAACUGGAAGUGGAAAGACAACUCUCCUCAGCGCCCUGUUUCGUCUAGUAGAGCCGACAGAAGGGAAAAUAGUAAUAGAUGGCCUUAACAUAGCUACAAUAGGACUUCAUGAUUUAAGAUCUCGUUUUGCUAUUAUCCCUCAAGAUCCAACGCUUUUUGUUGGCUCUAUCAGAUACAACUUGGACCCUUUAUUGCCUUAUACAGAUCAAGAAAUAUGGGAGGUUCUCGACAAGUGUCAUCUUCGAGCUGCUAUUCAAGAAAAAGAAGAGGGUCUCAAUUCUCAAGUUGCGCAAGAUGGAUCGAACUGGAGUAUGGGACAGAGACAAUUAUUUUGUCUAGGAAGAGCAUUACUUAAGAAGAGCAAGAUAUUACUUCUUGAUGAAGCAACUGCAUCCAUAGACAAUGCCACCGACUCGAUCAUUCAGAAAACCAUAAGAUCAGAAUUUGCAGAAUGCACUGUAAUUACUGUGGCUCACAGAAUUCCAACUGUCAUGGACUGUACUAAGGUGCUAGCCAUAAGUGAUGGGAAACUAGCGGAGUAUGACGAGCCAUUGAAGCUGAUGAGCAAGGAAGGGUCACUAUUUGGUCAGCUAGUGAAGGAAUAUUGGGCUCGCACUACAAACAGCAGCAGCCAUUAACUAGAGUUGCAAUCUUAAUUCACUAGAGUUGCAAUCUUAAGUGAGCCCAUGCAGCUAUUGGAGAUGAUAUAGCUUUUCCUCAGGUUCAAGAUUUUUAUUUAUGUCCACUAAUAUGUCCUCGAUUCGAUUUUCGAUUCACUAUUUAUAAAAUUUAAUCUCCAUUCAAAUCUUAAUUUAACAACUACAUUACAAUUAUCUAUGAUUUGCAACACUAAAGACAAUUAGUAUAUUUUAAGUUUCAUCAGAAGCGUGUGCUGGUCUGCAUACUCUGUGGGAGAGAUUUUUAUAUGGACUAUGUUCAUGAUCAAAUUGAAUUUUAAUAUACUAUUAAUAGUAUUAA
Messenger RNA from Mercurialis annua (annual mercury), 9385 nucleotides. RefSeq lists its product as uncharacterized. Gene Ontology annotation, molecular function: ATP hydrolysis activity; ATP binding; ABC-type transporter activity. The transcript is spliced from 23 exons. NCBI's taxonomy places the organism in Eukaryota, Viridiplantae, Streptophyta, Magnoliopsida, Malpighiales, Euphorbiaceae. The record is from RefSeq and is a predicted model, not a curated record. The coding region runs from base 1300 to 9045 and encodes 2581 amino acids. Gene Ontology annotation, cellular component: vacuolar membrane; plant-type vacuole. Gene Ontology annotation, biological process: transmembrane transport.